CGGGAAGCUACAAUGAGAGGAAGUGGCAGGACGAAGGGUACUACAAAUAAAUGCUAUAGGCUGAUACUGCUGUGCUGAACUUCCCAAGCCUCUUCAAACCCUUCACUCUGGUGCGGGCUUCCUUGGACCCAGUCUGGCUCUCUGCUGUGGGCGACCAGGCUGACUUACCCCAACACCUGGGGCCGGCACUGGAGUACUUGGAGCAUUUGGUCCCUGCGGCGCUGGAUGCCAUGAGUUGCUAAAAGUGAGCCUGGCUUUUCAGCUGUCUUGGGGGCACAGUGUCGGGGGCACAGAGCCAUGUCUGACCUGCUUCUCCUAGGCCUGAUUGUGGGCCUGACUCUGCUGCUGCUGCUGACACUGCUGGCCUUUGCUGGGUACUCAGGGCUGCUGUCUGGGGUGGUGGUGAGUGCCGGCUCACCCCCCAUCUGCAAUGUCACUGUGGCCUACAAGUUCCACGUGGGGCCCUACAGCGAGACUGGGAGGCUUUUCACCGAGAGCUGCAGUGUCUCCCCCAAGCUCCGCUCCAUCGCUGUCUACUACGACAACCCCCACAUGGUACCCCCUGAGAAGUGCCGCUGUGCAGUAGGCAGCAUUCUGAGUGAAGGUGAGGAGUCACCCUCCUCUGAGCUCAUCCAGCUCUACCAGAAAUUUGGCUUCAAGGUGUUCUCCUUCCCGGCACCCAGCCAUGUGGUGACGGCCACCUUCCCCUAUACCUCCACCCUGUCCAUCUGGCUGGCUACCCGCCGUGUCCAUCCUGCCCUGGAUGCCUACAUCAAGGGGCGGAAGCUGUGUGCCCACCCUCGGCUAGAGAUCUACCAGCAAGACCAGAUCUAUUUCAUGUGCCCGCUGGCACGGCAGGGAGACUUCUACGUGCCUGAGGUGAAGGAGACAGAGCGGAAAAGCCGAGGGCCCACAGAGGCCACUGACGCCCAGAUGGAUGGCACAGGAGCUGAUACGAUGAGUGACACGAGUUCUGUAAGCCUGGAGGUUGGUCCUGGCAGCCGGGAGACUUCAGCUGCCACACUGUCCCCUGGGGUGAACAGCCGUGGCUGGGACGAUGGUGACACCCGCAGUGAGCACAGCUAUAGCGAGUCGGGCGCCAGUGGCUCAUCUUUUGAGGAGCUGGACCUGGAAGGCGAGGGACCCCUGGGAGAGCCAAGGCUGAGCCCUGAGGCUGAACUCCUAGGGGCUGCCAAGUGGCCCCGGGAACCUAGUACCCCCGAGAAGGGUGAGGAGUAACCCUAGGCUCAUACUCUCCUGGGGUGCAAUCGCUGAGGAACUGAGCAGACUCUCCAGCCCUCUUCCUCCUUCACCUCUCAGGCCCAGGGUGGGGCCUGGGGCCUCAGGGGGACCUGAUUUCCACUGCCCUGGGCUCUAGCUAAGCCUUCUUACCACACUUUUGGCUCCCAGGGCCAAAGGAGCCAGGGACUGUAAUCUGCACCCAGACCCUGGGACUACUGCCCCUCUGACAUCUUUUUUCAGAUUCACGUUGGAGCUUCCAGAACCAGAAUAAAGCGUAUAAUUUUCUUGUUUCACCUGGA
Molecule: messenger RNA, 1541 nt
Organism: Panthera uncia (snow leopard)
Lineage: Eukaryota; Metazoa; Chordata; Mammalia; Carnivora; Felidae
Gene: TEX264
Product: testis expressed 264, ER-phagy receptor
Exons: 6
Coding region: 298-1239 (313 amino acids)
Biological process (GO): protein-DNA covalent cross-linking repair; reticulophagy
Cellular component (GO): autophagosome membrane; replication fork; nucleus
Source: RefSeq, a predicted model, not a curated record